Messenger RNA from Ectocarpus sp. CCAP 1310/34, 4665 nucleotides. Lineage: Eukaryota; Phaeophyceae; Ectocarpales; Ectocarpaceae. The record is from the annotation of a GenBank genome assembly.
CCCCUUGCGCGCCGAUUCCCCUCGAGUCCCUCCAGCGGCUGUUUGUAUUGACUGAGAGAUAGAACCUUCAUCAGAGCAACAGGUGCGGAGGAACAACAGCGUCCCUUCUGUUCGAUUCUACACAAUCAAUACUCCAAGAUGGAACAAACCACGACAUCAGAUCCUGUGCGGUCUGGAGGAGAACAACAGGUGACGCCAUCAACCCCUCCCACCGUCGCUGGGCUGGACGCGGCGGAAUACGCCAGCGAUCCGGAAAGCGCUGGGGUGGGCGGCCGAAGAGUCCGGCGACUCGGUCUGCCAGGGAAGAUGCGCGUUGGGAAGCGGGGGCGGGGAACCACAGCAGCGUCAACUACAUCAGCGUCAACUACGGCGGGCGUGGUCGGGCAUAUCGACGAUACUGCUGCACCAGAUAGUGGUGUCGGUGCAGCGACGGCAGCAGCGGCAGCGGCAGCAACAGCAGCGGGUCCGGAUGGAAGAGGCGUAGGGGGAGCGAGACGGCCAUCGGCCGGAAGCAGAUUAGGGGCGAUGCUCAGGAGGGGUGCGCCCAGCUUGAACCACCUCCGCAGGAACGGUUCGAAAGCGAGCUCUCUUUCUUCGCCCCCGGCGGAAGAAAUCGGAGACCUUGCCAUACCGGCGCUUGGAAUAUCCCCCCACGGGGAGCUGGACGACCCCCCCGAACGCCACUCCAGUCACGACGGCGACCGCAGGAGGGGGGCUGCGGUUGCCCCCGAAGUCAGCACAGUGUCGUCGUUAGAGCCUAGCUUCAACACUUCUGGUCGACGUCGAUUUCAUCGGAGUAAGGGCGCGCCCGGCGUAGUCAACCGAGUCGUGUCCCAUCGGGAUGCCCGCGCGGGGAGCGACAUCGGCCCCCGCGGCGGCGGCGGCGGCGGUGGUGGUGGUAUCGCGAACGAUCAGCAGAGAUACCUGGGUGCGUCUCCUGCGGAAGACGCGCUCGAGUACAGCGACGGAGGGCGACACGGUGGCGGCGGAGGAGGAGGCGUGUUCACCGCGGCGAGGUCCAACGCCAGGGUGCCCUCGUUGCUCGCCCGAAAGAGCAGCAGCAAGACUUUGGCGGCGUCGGCGCAGAGGCGUGGCGACUGCGACGAGCAGGUGGCGUUUUGGUCGGGCUCCGACCUCGACAGCAGCGGCGGCAACAACCGGGGACGGCGGCCACCACCGGCGGCGGCGGCGGCGGCGGCGUCGUCGCGGCCUGACAACGCCGCUGCUUUGAGGCGCGAUCGCUCGGCCCCGCCUUGCGGCCGCAGCGCGGCCGAGGUCGCCGGGGAACGGCGUGGUAUUCAGCAGAGCAUGAGUGGGGCAUGCCGCACGCUAGACGGUUCUGCGAGGCCAAGGAACGGUCCUCCCGGGCGGUGGAAGCGCAACGGCGAUGCCCGAGGUCGCGCCGCGGACGGGUACAAGUCCGCCCCCGAUGACUUGCACCGGGAGAGCGGGCGUGUCGGCGCCGCCGCCGCCGCCACCGCUGGCGGUGGCGGCGUGCCCGUGCCGGACGACGAGUGCAUCGCGAUCGCGGAAGCGGCCUUGUUCUCGGCCAUGGGCACCACCAGCGAAGCAGAGGUUGGUGCCGGCGGCGGAGGUGCCGGGCGGGGCGUUGGUAGCAGCAGCCAGGGGCAAGGGUCGAUGGCGUCCAGCGACGAAGACGACGACGAAGAGGAAGAAGUGGACGACCCGCUCUCGUCACGCGGCACCACCACCGCCGACGCCGCCACGGUGGAAGGCUCGGCGACGGCGUCCGCUGCAGCGGGGGGCGGCAAGGCAGCUACCGUCCGCAAGCGCCGGAGAAUCUCGGAGCUGCUGGGGUUCCGCCGACGGACUACCAGCGGCGUCAACGCCUCUUCCUCCCUCUCCUCGUCGUUAUCGGAAGCCCCAGGGGUUAGCGCUUCUGGCGCCCCGGACGACGGCGCCGGCGCCGGCGAUGGCGGCAGCGUCCCCCGCAACGGCGAGACAACGGAAGCGUCCAACUCCACGAGCGCUCUCGACCGCGCUGACAGCGGUAGCUACGGGGAGGCGGAGGACGUGCCCGCGAGUGCGGGGACCGGGAAGCCCGCCGGCGGUGGGCGGAAGGGGGCCGGCGGAAGGAGGCGGCUGCUGCCGGGGGGGUCGGCCGCGGUGGCAACGGCGGCGGCAGCAAGCUCUGGCUCGGCCCGCGGGCUGAGCGCGAGCCCCCUGAAGCACCGGAGGCAUCGGCACCGGGAUUCGCUCCUCGAGGCCGGGAAGGACAAGCUCCGGCGGGGCAGGAGCAAGCUCAGCCGCGGGUCCUUCGGCGGCCGGUCGUCGUCGUCCUCGCAGCGGCCGCUUCGUGCACCCUCGCCGGUGGCGGACACGGCGUCCACGGAGGGUUCUUCCAAGGGACGGAAGCCCGUCACCGAGGGGAUGGACGGGGGCGCCGCAAAGAGGGGGCCGGUGGAGCCAGCAGAGCGAGGGCUGCCGGCAAAACCCCAGCUAGGAACGACGUACGCGAAACGGCCCAACUCGUCGCCGCUCGAUCCCGGGGCACCGGAACCGUGGAACUCUUGGGCGGUUGGGAGCGGGUCGCAGUUCAACGUCAGGACCAAAGGAUACGGCCGCACAAAGAUCAAGGCUCCCUCCGCGCCGGAGCUGUACCAGCUCAUCAGCAUCGACGCCUACCGGAGCCCCGCUGGGAGGAUCUGCGGGGUAUACCCCCUGUUCACCCCGCCCGCUUGCCCAACUGCGGCGACUCCCGCGGGUGACGGUUCAGCUACUGACUCUGUGGAGGCGGCCCGUCGGACCGGAACGGGAGACGAAGACCCCCCGCUCUCCCAGGGCCCCGGCGGCGCUGGUGGCGGUAGCAGCAGCAGCUGUUGCAGCGGCACCGGCGACGAUACCGGACACCCGGACAUUCCCCCGGUGCUGGUGGUGAACUUCCAGCUCCCGGACCUCCCGACCCCGUUCACUGUGCAGGGUGACGGUCCGACCUUGCACAUCAUCCUCACCUUCCACGCCACCCGCCGGCUGUGCCGCUACGCCGCGCGGGUGUGGGCCGAAGAGCGCGCCGCCGCCGCAGCCGCCGCUGGAACGGGGGGCGGGGAGGAGGGACAAGCGGGCUCCCCUGGGGCGACGCCAGCUGCUGCUUCUGAAACGGCAGCGGUUGAACCGAUGGCAUCGGGGGCGCCUUCGGGAGAUGCCGCUACCGGCGGGGGCGAUGCUACCGCGAAUGGUGGUCCAGUACCUCCUGCACGAAGCAACCACGGGGCCCCGCCGGCGGAGAGAGGAGGAGCUGGACUGGGGGAGGGUGACGCUGAGGGCGUUCCCGAGUCGGUGCGGCUGCUGGUGGAGUGGAUGCGGCGCGCUCAGGACGACGGAAACUUCCGAGGGAGGUUCAAGGCUAUUGGGGAUAUCGUCAAUAUGGACGAGGUCGGUCUCCCGGGCAUCGCGAGGCGAUUCAGCGGGAAGCCGAUCCUUCUCUACGGCAAGGAAUCGAGCAUGGUCAAGGGAUCGGGUUACGUAGAGCUCGACCUCAACGCUCACGCCUUCUCAUACAUAGGCCGCAAGGGCCUGUACGUUACUCUGGAGAAGUGGAAGAGGGCGGUAUUCCGCAUCGGAUUCCUUCUGGAAGGGAGGACGGAUGAGGAGCAGCCGGAACACAUCUUGGGCUGUGGCGUUUUCCAUGGGCUCGACCUAGACGUCCUCAGCGAGCUGUCCCUGUCUGCGGACGGAGAACGCCUCAUCGUGACGCACACCGCGGACCAAGAAAACGCCGCUGCCGUGAGCGACAUCUCCGAGAGCGGGUCCGGCAGCAUCGCCGCAAAUAGCAGCGCGGCACCGUACAGGCGUGCCCGUGGGUCCGCCGUCGAUUCGAGCUAUGCAUCGGGCGGUCGAAGCAAGACACGCCGAUAUGGUGAUGCAACUCCACCGUCGUCGUCGUCGUCGUCGUCGUCGUCCAGUGCCGUGGUGCCUUUGGUCCCGAAGCGGCACAUGGGUUUCCUCUUGCGCUGUCACAAUCGAGAAAAGUCCUCCAGCGGAGGUGGCGGCGGCGGUGUCUCGUUUGCUGUCAACCCGGAUAAGGCAGUUUUCGGCAACGGGAUCGUGGGAUUCGACACACACGACGAAGACGACCAAGAUAGCGAUGUUUCAGUGGCGGCGGUGGCGGCUGCUGCGUUCGCGGGGGGCUGGUUCUGCGCGCUGUUGGCGAUGAUCACGAUUGCCUGCUGGUCGGAACUGUCGGUGGUAGCGCAAGGAGGGGCAGACGGGGGGGAGGGGCCGUGGCGAACAAGCUUCAGCGCUUGGCUAGUGGGUGUGUUUGUCGAGCCUUGAGUAAGCGCUACGAGCUUUGCGUGGAAGGCGGGUUUCCGGAUUGCAAGUUUUGUGCGCUUCCCAUGAUGUUGACUACUACGCACAGGCCUUUGAUUGGUUCAUUAAUUUUGUAGGUUUUUCAUUCCUGUGGCCUAGCUACACCCGAGCUGCGAACUAGCAUCGUUUGCGGUAGAUCCAACUGAAAAUCGUCCGCAUGGUGUUGCAGGCAAAGACCACCGCGCGGCGAUACAUGGUGAAAUGCGCCGCCACCCCAGCCUGUGUUGGUACGAGCGUGUGAUGGUGUUUGUUGUAUCCUCUCCAAAAUGUUGCUGCUUACUAUGCACCCAUCCCCACGAGCGUGGUGCACGAACGGUUCGUCCACAUUGCGAUGCG